UCGCUAUGCAGGCCAAAUGUAAGAAAAUAUAUGAAACAAAUCACUCUUCCAUCUAUUGUAUAGAAAAGACCAGAGAAUCAAAUAAAAUUCCAAUAAAAUUGGCUAUAAAAGUAGUUAAAAACAAGAAAAGCCAGGAAAUAAAAAUACUUAAAGAGCUAAACCAUGUAAAUAUAAUAGAAAUGCAUUCUACUAUACAUUCGAUAGGUAAAAGAUGGUUUGCAAUGGAGUACUAUAAAAUGAAUUUAAAGGAGAUAUUCCCAAUACAAUCAACAGAAUAUAAGUACUAUAUAAUAAAGUGUAUUGCAGAUGGCCUAUCAUAUCUCCAUAGCCAAGAAAUAAUCCAUAGGGACAUUAAACCACAAAACAUUUUAAUAUACAAGGAGAAUGUAAAAAUAACAGACUUUGGCACAGCUAAAUACAUAAAAGAAGAUAGAUUGUCAGAUAGCAGAAAGGGGAAUGAAAACAAUCCCACAACACUCCCCACAACAAAAGAAGUAGAAAUAUUUAAGAAUGAAGUAAAAGAAAUGAUUAUAAAACAGAUCGAGUAUGAUAAAUAUUAUAAUAUUCACGAAAAAAUCGAACUAAAUAAUGUCAAUUUGAGUAAAAGCGGCAUUGUUGGAACACUUCAUUAUGUUCCUUUGGAGGUUUUGAUAGGCAGCAGGGAUUAUGGCUGUGAGGUUGAUAUAUGGGCGGCGGGAUGCACAUUUUGGGAGAUUUUGUAUAAUGAAGUCUGCUUCAAUGGAGACUGCGAAAUGAACCAAAUAAUAGAAAUAGUCACUAAACUAGGUGUAACAAAAAAAGACAAAGAAAUGUUAAGCAAGUACCCAUUUGGCGGAUUUAUUCCGAUUAAAAAGGAAGAAAAGAGCAAUUUAUUUGAAAAUAUACCGGGGUGUGGCAAGAAUCUCUUUAAAACCUUGUUAACUCUUAAUGCCAGUAAUAGAAAACUCAAUAAUGAAGGUAUUAAAAAUAUUCAAUCUAAAGACUAUAGCAACAUAGACUAUAUAUAGUCUAAUCCAUCUCUAUUUAUGUACAGAGAAAUCCUUUCUACAUUAUUUCUUUUUUGAAGAAUUAUUUUCAUCUUGGUUGCUUGGUGUGUUGUUAUUGGCAGUUGGUGCAGCAGAAGGUGCAGGGGUGGCGGUUGUAUCAGAAAUAACUGCAGAAAUAGAAAACACAACCAUAACAAAAAUACUUAUAAAUAGAAAGUGCUCUAUAUUGAAUCUCAUGUAUAUACUCCGCAAAGGAUACUUUUUAAUGCUUGUAUUAACCAAUCUAAUUGUAAAUAUAUCAACCAAUGAAUUUAUGCACCAACCAAUCAGCAUCUGAAUAUUCUAAGAUAGACAAGUAUUGUA
Nematocida parisii ERTm1 is the source of this 1349-nucleotide messenger RNA. RefSeq names its product CMGC protein kinase. The transcript has a single exon. The record is from RefSeq and is a predicted model, not a curated record. Gene Ontology annotation, biological process: protein phosphorylation. Lineage: Eukaryota; Fungi; Microsporidia. Gene Ontology annotation, cellular component: nucleus. Bases 6 to 1007 code for a protein of 333 amino acids. Gene Ontology annotation, molecular function: cyclin-dependent protein serine/threonine kinase activity; ATP binding.